UUUUAUGUAAUAUUCCGUGGGUAAUAAUAAUAAUAACAAUAAUAUCCAAAUCUAUAUGCAAAAUCAUUGUUAAGAUAUGUGUGAUUUAUUAUAAUAUGGUAAUUGACCAAGGAACGUUUUUUUGCAAUUAUUGGAUAGUCCAUAAAUGGAGUGCCGAUAUGAAAUUGUGUCGUAAAUCAACCACGACCACUAAACCCAGAUUGCAUGCUGCAAGAAAAAACAGAAAUCGAGCAAUACCCAAAUAAAUAUACGUAAAUAAUUAAUUGAUACAGAAUAUAGAUAAAUAUAACAGCAAAUAAUUAAUUUCGAAAUAUUAUGGGUAGAUCCUCUAAAGAUAAGAGAGAUGUGUAUUAUAGACUUGCCAAAGAAGAAGGAUGGAGAGCAAGAAGUGCUUUCAAGUUAUUGCAAAUAAACAAUGAUUUUGGUAUCUUCAAAGGUGUUAAACGUGUGGUCGAUUUAUGUGCGGCUCCUGGUAGUUGGAGUCAGGUUUUAUCCAGAAAAUUACGAGGCAACGAUGGGGACAAAUCAGAUGCUAAAAUAGUUGCUGUAGAUCUCCAAGCAAUGGCCCCAAUUCCAGGAGUUAUUCAAAUUCAAGGCGAUAUCACCAAAAAGUCGACUGCUGAAGAAAUAGUUGGUCAUUUCGAAGGAGAAUCGGCGGAUUUGGUUGUUUGUGAUGGGGCACCUGAUGUCACUGGUCUUCAUGAUAUUGAUGAAUACAUUCAAGCUCAGUUGCUGUUAGCUGCACUAAAUAUCACAACACAUAUUCUUAAAUCCGGUGGAACAUUUGUUGCCAAGAUAUUUCGUGGAAAAGAUGUCACUCUUUUGUACUCCCAGCUAAAACUAUUUUUUCCCUUGGUGACUAUUUUCAAGCCUAGAAGCAGUAGGAAUUCCAGUAUAGAAGCAUUUGUUGUAUGUGAAAAUUAUUCUCCACCCAAGGGGUACAUACCAAACAUGUCAAAUCCUUUAUUGGAUCAUCAUUAUGACGUGGACUUUAAUAGCCUGGAAGGACCUAACCGCAUCAUUGUACCUUUCUUAGCUUGUGGUGAUUUAAGUGGCUUUGAUUCGGACAAAACAUACCCACUAGAACUUGAACCAGGAAAAGGAUAUACAUAUCAUCCCCCAACCCAAUCACCUAUUAAUCCUCCUUACAAAGAUGCAUGUUAUCUUCGAAAAAAUGACUUGUUAACUAAGCCAAGUUUGAAAUCAAACGGUGAUCAGAUAAGUCAGAGUGGUUCUGAAACAGAGUUAGAAGGCGCAACUUGUGAAAUAAACAAGCUAAAUAUCAAAUCUUAGUCCUAUUUCACAAGAGUACGGAGGUGGUUUUAAAACUGAACGAUUUAAAAAGAUAUGAUUUGCCAUUGUACAUAUAACUCGUAAUCACUGGACUGAAUCCAAUAAAUAAUAACAUACAUUUUAA
Patella vulgata (common limpet) is the source of this 1417-nucleotide messenger RNA. RefSeq names its product putative tRNA (cytidine(32)/guanosine(34)-2'-O)-methyltransferase. Gene Ontology annotation, molecular function: tRNA methyltransferase activity. Bases 316 to 1293 code for a protein of 325 amino acids. Gene Ontology annotation, cellular component: cytoplasm. The record is from RefSeq and is a predicted model, not a curated record. The transcript has a single exon. Lineage: Eukaryota; Metazoa; Mollusca; Gastropoda; Patellidae. Gene Ontology annotation, biological process: cytoplasmic translation; tRNA methylation.